Lycium ferocissimum is the source of this 1368-nucleotide messenger RNA. RefSeq names its product auxin-responsive protein SAUR72-like. NCBI's taxonomy places the organism in Eukaryota, Viridiplantae, Streptophyta, Magnoliopsida, Solanales, Solanaceae. Bases 755 to 1171 code for a protein of 138 amino acids. Gene Ontology annotation, biological process: response to auxin. The record is from RefSeq and is a predicted model, not a curated record. The transcript has a single exon.
GAACUCAUAGCAUAGAGAGGGAAAGUGGCAAAGACCUCCACAUAUUCUUUCUUAAUUAAGGAGUAAUAUAUUUUUUCUACUCCCAACACAUGGACCUUUGUACAAUUAUUUCUAGUGUACGGACUAAGGACAAUACGGAAGGUUGGACAACUCAAUCAUAUUAUGGUACCGCGUUUCCAUUGCCGUCAAAAGAAAAUUUAUAAAGAGAUCCAAACUUUGUAAUAUACAGCAGGUACGUAGUAUAAUAUUUUACUCCGUAUGUUGUAGUUUUUGUGACAUUAUUGCAUUUGAAGAGCUCAAGUUCUUUCUAUUGUAAUUAUCAAUAUUAUAAUAGUACUUUAUAAGUAAUUUUUAUAUAUGUAAUUUUUUUUUUCAAAAUCAUCAAAAAAAUAAUGUCUAACUACAAACUGAAAAAUAAUUAAUUUGACCCUCGUACUCUUAAUCUUUCUGCUUAAAGUGAGAAGAAGCCAGUAAUUAAUAGAUAAACAGAUUUUUUUUAUCGAUAGGAAAAGAUUCAUUAGAUGUUGCAUUAAUUCAUGAAUGAUACAAAAAAGUUGCAAGGCACAUGGAGUGGACCCUAUUGGCCAAUUCUCAGCAUCUUAGAAGUUUCAUCUACUAGCUUCUUAUUCCCGAAGUGUCAAUCUCCUUCUACUUUCUUGUGUAUAAAUUCCCUUCUCCCUAAGCUCCUUUUGAAAGCAAAACAAAUCCUACUACCAAAAACACACUUAACUUCUAUAUUUAAGCAAGCUCAAGGAUGAUGAAGAGUACUACUAAGAUGAUGAGGAAAGAAAGAAGCAAUUGCAUGGUCAUGCUUAAGUUUAUAAUGGGAAAGCUCAAAAAUCAUCUUCAACUAAUUCCCAAAUCCAGCAGAUCACUUGAAGGUCACGUUGUGGAAUUUGUCGAAACCCCAAGAGCAAAUGAAGAAGUGCCAAAUGAUGUAAAAGAAGGGUACUUUGCUGUAUUCUCAGUGAAUCCUGAAGAGGAGCCAAAGAGGUUUAUUGUGGAGCUGCAUUGGCUCACUAAUCCUUCAUUCUUGAAAUUACUAAAACAGGCUGAAGAGGAGUAUGGAUUCGAACAAAAGGGAGUUCUUGAAGUUCCUUGUCUCGCCGCGGAAUUACAGAAAAUUCUCAAACUCAAGAUUGGAAGGAAUAUCACUUCUUUUGCAGUUUAAUUAGUUUUGGAAAGAUAUAUAGUAGUUCCUCUAUGCCAUAGCUAGGUUAACUUUUCGAACUUCUUUGUUUUGUUUGUCUAGUUUUGACUCAAUUAUAUAUUACUACGUGUAGUUUAGAGGUUUAUGUUAUGGUUUGUCCAUCGACAAAGUGAAAAAAAGUUACACUAUCAUAUUAAGUUGACGUACAAUUACAAUGG